AUGAGUAGAUUUACUAAAACCCACAUGACCUCACCCAUGUACUUCCCUAGCAUGGAUACCGCCCCUUUCUUUAAGGUGACUGUGUUUGAGCGGGAGCAUUUCCAGGGCAAGUGUCAGGAGUUCACCUCAGAGUGCUGCAACAUCCACAACUGCGGCCUGGACAACAUCCGCUCCAUCCGAGUGGAGAGUGGAGCUUGGGUGGGAUUUGAGCACCAUGACUUCCAGGGCCAGCAGUUCAUCCUGGAGAGGGGCGAGUACCCCAACUGGGAAGCCUACAGUGGCUCCUUGUCUUACCACAGCGAGCGCUUCAUGUCCCUUCGUCCCAUCUUCUGCGCUUCUCACCACAGCAGUCGUAUGAUGAUCUUUGAGAGGGAGAACUUCAUGGGCCGCAGCACCGAGCUGUGCGACGACUACCCCUCCCUGCAGGCCAUGGGCUGGUUCAUGCCCGAGGUGGGAUCCAUGCACGUGCAGUGUGGAGCCUUUGUGUGCUAUGAGUACCCGGGCUACAGGGGCCAGCAGUACAUCAUGGAGUGCGAGAGACACAGCGGAGACUACCAGCACUGGAGGAACUGGGGCUCCCACUGCCAGACCCCAAAGAUCCAGUCCAUCAGACGCAUCAGGCACUGAGA
Messenger RNA from Cyclopterus lumpus (lumpfish), 629 nucleotides. RefSeq names its product beta-crystallin A1-like. The record is from RefSeq and is a predicted model, not a curated record. The coding region runs from base 1 to 627 and encodes 208 amino acids. Gene Ontology annotation, molecular function: structural constituent of eye lens. Lineage: Eukaryota; Metazoa; Chordata; Actinopteri; Perciformes; Cyclopteridae. The transcript is spliced from 5 exons. Gene Ontology annotation, biological process: visual perception; lens development in camera-type eye.